This is a messenger RNA of Sander lucioperca (pikeperch), 2418 nucleotides long. RefSeq names its product cytochrome P450 26A1 (gene cyp26a1). The coding region runs from base 451 to 1917 and encodes 488 amino acids. The transcript is spliced from 7 exons. Gene Ontology annotation, biological process: sterol metabolic process. NCBI's taxonomy places the organism in Eukaryota, Metazoa, Chordata, Actinopteri, Perciformes, Percidae. Gene Ontology annotation, molecular function: iron ion binding; oxidoreductase activity, acting on paired donors, with incorporation or reduction of molecular oxygen; heme binding. The record is from RefSeq and is a predicted model, not a curated record.
AGGCAUCAUUACUGAUCCCACAAACGGGGCUUAAGCCAAGGUAAUGAGUGUGUAAACUAGCUGCCUUAUUGCUAACAAAGGCGUCUUGGGACGCGCUCCCAUUGUCUCGGAGGGAAUCAUCACCUUUUCUCAGUGAAAUCCGCCGCGGAUUGUCUGCGUGCAACAGGAGGUAGGGAUUAAGGAUGCGGGCCCUGGAACAAAUGGCGAGGCAAGUCAGCCCAGUACAGGCCGGAGGCGGGGCCGAACGACACCCACAAUUAAAGAUGAACUUUGAGUGAACUAAUUUAUCUGAGGGAGGAGAAGGUAGCAGGCUGCCCGCAGUCCUGGCAGCCUAUAAAAGCGCGGAAUGAGCAGCCCUGCAGUCUCAUAGCGGACAGAGUUUCACCUGAACUAGCCUACUGCACCGCAUCUCUCCAACGAGACGCCGACUGUCACUGACUCCGCUGCAACAUGGCUCUGAACACUCUGCUGGCCACCUUCCUGUGCACCAUCGUGCUUCCCAUCCUGCUGUUCCUGGUGGCGCUGAAGCUUUGGGAGGUUUACAUGAUCCGAGGCAGAGACCCGAGCUGCACGAGCCCGCUGCCCCCGGGAUCCAUGGGCUUACCUUUCAUCGGAGAGACGCUGCAGCUCAUCCUGCAGAGGAGAAAGUUUUUGCGGAUGAAGCGGCAGAAGUACGGUUACAUCUACCGCACACACCUCUUCGGGAACCCCACGGUGCGCGUGACCGGAGCGGAUAACGUCAGGCAGAUUCUGCUGGGAGAGAACAGGCUCGUGUCCGUGCAGUGGCCCGCUUCUGUACGCACCAUCUUGGGCUCGGAUACACUGUCUAACAUGCACGGAGCCCAACACAAAACCAAGAAAAAGGCCAUCAUGCAAGCUUUCUCCACCGAGGCUCUGGAGCUCUACAUCCCUGUCAUUCAGGAGGAGGUGCGGGCUGCAGUGGAGCAGUGGCUGGCCAAGGACUCUUGCGUGCUGGUCUACCCUGAGAUGAAGCGGCUGAUGUUCCGCAUCGCCAUGAGGAUCCUGCUGGGUUUCGAGCCAGAGCAGAUCAAGACAGACGAGCAGCAGCUGGUGGAAGCUUUCGAGGAAAUGAUCAAGAAUCUGUUCUCGCUGCCCAUCGACGUGCCUUUCAGCGGACUGUACAGGGGUCUGAAGGCGAGGAACUUCAUCCACUCCAAGAUAGAAGAGAACAUCAAGAAGAAGGUGCAGGAGUCAGACAAGGAGUCCAAACACAGAGACGCUCUGCAGCAGCUUAUCGACAGCAGCAAGAACAAUGGGGAACCGUUCAGCAUGCAGGCCAUUAAGGAGUCUGCUACAGAGCUGUUGUUCGGGGGCCAUGAAACCACAGCGAGCACAGCCACCUCUCUGGUCAUGUUCCUGGGCCUGAACCCUGAAGUUGUGGAUAGACUGAGGCAGGAACUGAUUGAAAAGGAGGAGCAGGGGAUGGACCUCCAUAGUCUGAACAUUGAGUCCUUGGAGCAGUUGAAGUACACCGGCUGUGUCAUUAAAGAGACUCUGAGAAUCAACCCUCCGGUUCCUGGAGGCUUCAGAGUGGCCCUCAAGACCUUUGAACUCAAUGGUUACCAAAUUCCCAAAGGCUGGAACGUCAUCUACAGCAUCUGUGACACUCAUGAUGUGGCAGAGAUGUUCCCCAACAAGGAAGACUUCCAGCCGGAGCGCUUCAUGACCAAACCCUCGGGCGACUCCUCCAGGUUCCAGUACAUCCCAUUUGGAGGGGGCUCUAGGAUGUGUGUGGGGAAAGAGUUUGCUAAGAUCCUGCUAAAGAUCUUCCUGGUGGAAGUGGUCACAAAGUGUCACUGGACUCUUUUAAAUGGGCCACCCACCAUGAAAACAGGACCUACUGUCUAUCCUGUGGACAAUCUGCCAACAAAGUUUACCAGCUAUGUACAAAAUUAAACUGAGAUGACAAUAGAUCAUGUUUCCUAAAAGCAGUGUAGAGUGAAAUAUGAGGUUUCCCAAAAGUCUCAAAUCAUCUGUGUUUUACCUCCGAAUCCACAGGGGGAACUACAGUAAAGCUACUUGGAGUUUUUUGGAAUUACUCUGUGCACUAAAGAAUCCGAUCAAAGGCCGCAUUUACACAAUGAUCUUCAAUUUUUUUGACACGACAUAAAUUGUACAUAUUGUAGAUGACUUAAGAACGUAUUUUACAUUUUAUAUUAUGAUGUUAAUACAUUGAAUUUGUAUAAAUAUAAAUAUAUAUGUUUUGUUUGAACAAACUAAACGCGAGGCACUAUACACAGACAUGGAACACUUUAAUCAGCUCAGAGGUGUAUCUAUAGGAUUAUGUACAUAUGUAAUGUAGAGUCUGUUUAUAUAACUUUUGUAUCUUACCCCAACUUAUUUAAGUGACUUAUGUUAUAUUGUAUGGGCUUUUUAUUUAAUAAACUGUUAUGCAAA